Messenger RNA from Penicillium waksmanii, 1578 nucleotides. RefSeq names its product putative mRNA processing protein (Mss51). The record is from RefSeq and is a predicted model, not a curated record. Gene Ontology annotation, cellular component: extrinsic component of mitochondrial inner membrane. NCBI's taxonomy places the organism in Eukaryota, Fungi, Ascomycota, Eurotiomycetes, Eurotiales, Aspergillaceae. The transcript has 3 exons. Gene Ontology annotation, biological process: mitochondrial respiratory chain complex IV assembly. Bases 1 to 1578 code for a protein of 525 amino acids.
AUGGCAACAGGCUACACCUGUGCCCAGUGCCUUCAGGUACUCCGUCAAGGCGUGCGGGUAUCAUCCCAUACACCCGCACGCCUGCAAAGCCUAGCCCACGUCCGCCGAAGAUGUGCAAUCAGCCCAUCGUGGACUCGCAGCUUUGGCUCCGAGCGCAACAACCGCCCACUCGGUGGAAACGCCUCUGAGCAGCUCAAGGGUGGUGUUACGGCAAAGUCUCAAUCUCAAUCGCCUACCUCCCUGUCGCAGAAAGCAUCCGCCUCAACCUCCACCGGCCCCUCCGUCGACACGCGAGCCCUGCUGAAACCCGACAAUCUAUUCCACUCCUUCUCGAACUCGCCCUCGCCAGCAAUUCGCCAGCGAGCCGCAUUCAUCAAACAAAACGCUUUCUGCCCUCACCCAGAUCACGCACAGACUCGUGCCCCCGUCUCGCCGCACGAUCCCGAAUCGCGAAAGACUCAGACUGUGGAUGCAACUGCAGGUGGCAGCAGUCUACCCCCAGCCCACUCGCACUUCGAGUGCCCGGACUGCGGUGUACCGGUCUACUGCUCCGAGGGACACUGGAUGGACGACUUUGAAGCUCAUCUGGGGAUCUGUGACACGCUUCGACAAAUCAAUGAGGACGACCAUGAUCUCCAGUCUGGUCGCUUCUUCCCGGAAUUCAAUUACCCCGGUGUUCAGGAUGAUAAUUUCGUGGUUAACAUGACAAAUUGGGAUACACUCAUGUAUACCCGUGAAUUUGACGCUGUUAAUGAUGAUCGCUCCAUGCGUCAGGUUACGCGCAUGCUUACUUACCCGCAGACUAUUGCUAGUGUUUUGCAUGAGCUUAGUCCGUACAGUAUUCGGGGAAAGGAUCGGUUGACGCCUGAGGGAUUGAAGAGUGUUUCUGCCCUCCGCUACUCCCUCCACCCACCCCGAACCGGCGAAAGCAUCGACCUAAAAGGCCUCCGCCUCAAAGCCCCCCCCAGUCCGAAUCUUCAUCCUCGGCGCACGCGCCGAAUCCUCCCUCCCCGCGACGUCUGGCUGCAACUACAAUACAUGUUCCCGCGCUCGCUAAUCAACCUCGUCUUCAUCGGACCAGAGAGCAUGUCAAACCGCGACGCAGAAUUCCCCCUCCCCGAACGAACCCCGGAGAACCCCUUCGGCGGUAUCGUCGAGGACCGUCUCGGCGGCCAGAUGAAGAUCACUACCUAUGUUGAUUACUUCCACACUAUGUAUCAGGCGCAGUAUUUCCAGCCCUUCGAUCCUUAUCUCGAUGUCUUUAUGCUGUUCCAUCCUGGUCUUGGACAUCCUGCCAGUUCGCAUGAGUGGGAGGAGACCCUGCCCCAGUUACUUGAGACAAAGGUUCCUAUUCUUUGCACGGGUUAUACGCAGUGGGAUAUGGAGAGGGAUAUUAAGUGGGUGAAUGAGAAGUGCAAGGGCGAAUUUGAUAUGUUGCUUGAACCUGGGGAGAAUAUCUUCAGAAGUUUGAGGUGGGAUUUGAAUGAUAUGGAUCCUCACGAUAUUUCGUGUGGAAAUUGGGGGUUGUGGGGGUUCCGUGGAAAGAGAUACGAGGCUGCGAUGAGUGACAAGGAGUAA